GCUCCCCCUGGCGGAGCCGGCGCGCCCCGGGGUGCCGCUCCCCGCCCUGCGCUCCGCGCCUGGAGGUGCCUCGCCCCUCUCCUUCCCUCCUCGCAAUCUCCCCGUGGCUCAGUGCUCUCCCGAGUCUCCGGCUCCUCGCCCUUCCACCUGUUUCCCCAGAAAGGCAGGAUCCUGGUCCCUGCUACGUUCCUGGGGCCAUGGCAGGCCUGGGCCCCGGCGGAGGCGAUUCAGAGGGGGGACCCCGGCCCCUGUUUUGCAGAAAGGGGGCUCUGAGGCAGAAGGUGGUCCACGAAGUCAAGAGCCACAAGUUCACCGCCCGCUUCUUCAAGCAGCCAACCUUCUGCAGCCACUGCACCGACUUCAUCUGGGACCCCCGAAACAAGCACAAGUUCCGUCUGCACAGCUAUAGCAGCCCCACCUUUUGCGACCACUGCGGCUCCCUUCUCUACGGGCUGGUGCACCAGGGCAUGAAAUGCUCCUGCUGCGAGAUGAACGUGCACCGACGCUGUGUGCGCAGCGUGCCCUCUCUGUGCGGGGUGGACCACACGGAGCGCCGUGGGCGCCUGCAGCUGGAAAUCCGAGCUCCGACUGCAGAUGAGAUACACGUCACAGUUGGCGAGGCCCGUAACCUCAUCCCAAUGGAUCCCAAUGGUCUGUCGGAUCCCUAUGUGAAGCUGAAGCUUAUCCCAGACCCUCGGAACUUGACAAAACAGAAGACCCGGACGGUGAAAGCCACACUAAACCCUGUGUGGAACGAGACCUUUGUGUUCAAUCUGAAGCCGGGGGACGUGGAGCGCCGGCUCAGCGUGGAGGUGUGGGACUGGGACCGGACUUCCCGCAACGAUUUCAUGGGUGCCAUGUCCUUCGGUGUCUCGGAGCUGCUCAAGGCGCCGGUGGACGGCUGGUACAAGUUACUGAACCAGGAGGAGGGCGAAUAUUACAAUGUGCCGGUGGCUGAUGCUGACAACUGCAGCCUCCUCCAGAAGUUUGAGGCCUGUAACUACCCCCUGGAACUGUAUGAGCGGGUGCGGAUGGGUCCCUCUUCCUCUCCCAUCCCUUCCCCAUCCCCCAGUCCCACCGACUCCAAGCGCUGUUUCUUUGGGACAAGCCCUGGACGUCUGCACAUCUCUGACUUCAGCUUCCUCAUGGUUCUAGGAAAAGGCAGUUUUGGGAAGGUGAUGCUGGCUGAGCGCAGGGGCUCUGAUGAGCUCUACGCCAUCAAGAUCCUGAAGAAAGACGUGAUUGUUCAGGAUGAUGACGUGGACUGCACCCUGGUGGAGAAGCGAGUGCUGGCCCUGGGGGGCCGAGGCCCGGGGGGGCGGCCCCACUUUCUCACCCAGCUGCACUCCACCUUCCAGACCCCGGAUCGCCUGUAUUUUGUGAUGGAGUAUGUCACCGGGGGCGACUUGAUGUACCACAUUCAGCAGUUGGGCAAGUUUAAGGAGCCCCAUGCAGCGUUCUACGCAGCGGAAAUCGCCAUCGGCCUCUUCUUCCUUCACAAUCAGGGUAUCAUCUACCGGGACCUGAAACUAGACAACGUGAUGCUGGAUGCUGAAGGACACAUCAAAAUCACUGACUUCGGCAUGUGUAAGGAGAACGUCUUCCCCGGGACCACGACCCGCACCUUCUGCGGGACCCCAGACUACAUAGCCCCCGAGAUCAUUGCCUACCAGCCCUAUGGGAAGUCUGUGGAUUGGUGGUCCUUUGGGGUUCUGCUGUAUGAGAUGCUGGCAGGACAGCCCCCUUUUGAUGGGGAGGAUGAGGAAGAGCUGUUUCAGGCCAUCAUGGAACAAACUGUCACUUACCCCAAGUCGCUUUCCCGGGAAGCUGUGGCGAUCUGCAAGGGGUUCCUAACUAAGCAUCCAGCGAAGCGCCUGGGCUCAGGGCCAGACGGGGAGCCCGCCAUCCGUGCUCAUGGCUUUUUCCGCUGGAUGGACUGGGAGCGCUUGGAGCGACUGGAGAUCGCCCCUCCGUUCAGACCCCGUCCGUGUGGACGCAGCGGCGAGAACUUCGACAAAUUCUUCACGCGGGCGGCGCCAGCACUGACCCCGCCAGACCGCCUAGUUUUGGCCAGCAUCGACCAGGCCGAUUUCCAAGGCUUCACCUACGUGAACCCGGAUUUUGUGCACCCGGACGCCCGCAGCCCCAUCAGCCCCCCGCCUGUGCCAGUCAUGUAAUCUGUCCUGCCGCCACUAGGUGUCCCCAUCGCUCCCUCCCUGCUCCAGCCUUAGCCCCUCUUCACCCCCUCUGCCAUUCUGUUCUUGCUCCCCAGCAUUCUAGCCUCUGCCCUGUGGGUGCUAGAUGCCCCUCCGCAGCGUUCCUGGCAUUCUAAACUCCAUACAGUCUCUAGAGCCUUACCGCGUUCUAGAUUCUGCUGUGCUGAGCCCUGGAUUCUCCCCCACCUCAGUGUUCUGGCCUCUGCUCUACCGGGUUCCAGAACCACUAACACUCUCCCAAUUCCAUGGGGUUCUAGACUCCAUUUUGGUAGACUCUGUGCCUCUCCUUUUUUUUUUUUUUUUUUUCCUUUCUGGGAAAUAGUCUCAUGGGGUGCGCUGUUCCAGACUUGGAUUCCAGAACAAACCCCCACCUCCGACCCCCCCAUCUCCACUCCAUUCUGGAGUAAGUGGGAGGCUGUGCCCCCAUGCUCCAGCGCUCCUCUUCUACACUCUAGGGAUUCCUGGGAUGUAUGAAGGAUUCUUAUUACCCCAGCUGUUCUCAAUCAGCUUUUGUUCUAGACGCCCCCACCCUAAACCCAUCACUGCUCGCCUGCCACGC
Leptonychotes weddellii (Weddell seal) is the source of this 2775-nucleotide messenger RNA. Lineage: Eukaryota; Metazoa; Chordata; Mammalia; Carnivora; Phocidae. The record is from RefSeq and is a predicted model, not a curated record.